UCUUUAUUUCUUUUAACAGAAGGACCAAGAGGGUUUGGUGCAAAGUCUCACCCAACACAAGACGGACAGUGAAGUUUGGGUACCCAGCUAUCUCACACCAUCCUGGGUCUCUUUACCUGAUGAUCGGCCUGUGUUGGCUAUCAUACAGCCGGGGGAGACCACCAUGGAGUCCCUGGAGGCACUGUGCAGGGCUCACAGACUAGAACUUUCCAAGCACUAUAUACGGCUGAAGUUCCUCAUUGACAAUCAAGUGCAAUUGUACAUCCCCAAGCCUGAGGAGGACCUCUGUGACCUGCUCUACAAGGAAAUCGAAAUUUGUGCCAAGACAACCAAAGUCAUCCAGUUUGACAGGGAUGAGUCCUGUGCCAUAGGCUACGGUUUCUCAUUGGCAGUAGUAGAGGAGGACGGAGGCCAGCAGCUUCAUAUCACUGAUGUGAAAGCUGGAGGUCUGGCAUUUGCCAAAGGUCUGCGAGCAGGCGAUGAGAUUCUGAAACUGAACAGUAAGCUGGCGAGUGUGUUGGAGCUGGCUGAUAUGCAGGCUGCGUUUUCUUUGCCCUCUCUCACCCUGACUGUCAGCACGCUGUCCUCUACCGAUCCUCACCAGCUGUGCCUGAUGCCUCCCCGCCGGUCGGAUGGGGCGCAGGACGUCUGCACCGACAUCUUCUCCCAGAGUCAGGAGGACAUCCUGGAUGAAGGUCUUGGCCUGGUGCUGCACAGCCCUGAUGUCACAGGUGAGGACAGGAUAAACCUAAUGGCUGAGAGCCCCGCUGACAGCCUGGAGGAUGAAACGGACUCAGCACACAAGAGUACAGAGCAGGUGACUGCUUUCUGCCGCAGCCUUCAUGAUAUGAAUCCCACUGAGGAACCUGUUUCCUCUUCCUCGUUUUCCUCCACAUCUUCCUCCUCUUCUUCCUGUGUGCCCAGCCCCAUGUCACCUCUGCCUGUUCCCAUCAUCCCCCGCCAGCUCUCUGAUGCUGAUAAACUCCGUAAGGUCAUCAGUGAGCUGGUGGACACUGAGAGGACCUAUGUGAAGGAUCUGAACAUUUUGAUAGAGCGCUACCUAAAUCCCCUGCAGAAGGAGAGCUUCCUUUCACAGGAAGAACUAGAUGUGCUUUUUGGAAACUUGGCGGAGAUGGUCGAGUUCCAGGUGGAGUUUCUGAAAACUCUGGAAGACGGAACCAGAUUAGUUCCAGAUUUAGACAAACUGGAGAGAGUGGAUCAAUUCAAGAAAGUUCUGUUUUCUCUUGGUGGAUCCUUCCUGUACUAUGCGGACCGUUUUAAGAUCUACAGUGCAUUUUGUGCCAGCCACACAAAGGUCCCAAAGGUCCUUACUAAAGCUAAAACAGACCCGGAGUUCAAGGCGUUUCUUGCUGAGAGGAACCCCAGGCAGCAGCACUCCUCCACGCUAGAGUCCUACCUGAUCAAGCCCAUUCAGAGAGUCUUAAAAUAUCCACUACUCCUGAGGGAGCUUCACUCUCUCACCAACCCUGACAGCGAGGAGCAUUACCACCUGGAUGUCGCGAUGAAAGCCAUGAACAAGGUGGCCAGUCACAUAAAUGAAAUGCAGAAGAUUCACGAGGAGUACGGAGCCGUGUUCGACCAACUCAUUAGUGAGCAGAGCUUGGACAAGAAAGAGGUGGCUGAUCUGUCAAUGGGCGACCUCUUGUUGCAUAACACUGUGGUCUGGAUCAAUCCAUCCUCUUCUCUCACGAAGGGGAAGAGAGACCUAGAGUUGGCUGCAUUCAUUUUCAGAACGGCAGUUGUUUUUGUGUAUAAAGACUGCUCCAAGCACAGGAAAAAAAUCGGUGGAUCUCAUAGAGCAUCGAUUCUUGAUGAGAGAGACCCUUUUCGUUUUAGACACAUGAUCUCUACAGACGCUCUCCAAGUUCGCAAUCUCCCUAAUUCAGAGGGGUCUGCAAUGUGUGAGAUAGUUCACAUGAGGUCAGAAUCUGAAGGGAGACCCGAGAGGACUUUCCACAUCUGCUGCAGCUCUCCAGAGAGUAAGAAAGACUUCCUGAAGACGAUUCAUUCUAUCCUGAGGGACAAACAACGGCGUCAGUUGAUGAAAACUGAGAGUUUACUUCCAAAUCAACAGUAUAUUCCCUUCGGAGGGAAGCGGCUUUGUGCGCUAAAGGGUUCACGACCCACAAUGAACAGAGCAGUUUCAGCCCCAUCUCGAACCCUUGGUCGCCGGAAGCUGAUCCGUAAUCGUUUCACCAUAGACACAAGUGUGGUUUUUGAUGACGGUUUGUCCCAGGACUUGUCACCCAUCACCCCGACAGAGCCCACGCUGUCUUCGCUCCAGAAUCCCCAGCAGCCCAUCCGAGACACAGAUCGCUGGCUUGAGGAUCAGUUCGACCUGCAGCACUACGAAAACCAGGAUGACUUGAAGGAGACUGACAUCCUCAGCGAUGACGAUGAGUACUGCCAAUCUGUCCGGGGCCCUUCCUCUGAUCCGAGUCUGGAGGAGUCUUUAGAGGCCCUUUCAGUGGAAGGAGACGAAGACAAGGGUCUCAAUGGACUUUCGGAGGACAAACCUCCAAAAUCCCAGGCUCCCCUGAAGCUGACUCUUCUGAGAAAGCAGUGUGCGGUGGAGGGUGUCGCUUCUGAGAGGGACUGUGAGGUCAUCUGGGUUCGCAGGGACGAUUUUAAAAACAGCUGCAACAGCGACAUCUUCUGAGCGAAGAGGGUUAUGUGCGAGCUGUGACGUUUUGUUUAAUAGACUUGUGGGAGAGAAUAAGGCGCAAACCUACUGAGUCCAAGCCUGACAUGAUGCACUGACAAUCCUUCUGAAAGCCAGAACUGAAGAACUUGCACCAUAAAAAAAAAGAAAAAAAAUUAUACUGGAAUCUUGAUGUUUCAAGCCAUUCCACCUUAAUACCAAUGCAGACUUCCUGCCAUUUAAGUCCAGACAUCACAAGGAACAUUUAAAGAUGCCAACUGUACAGCCAGUGUAUUUAUAGAGGCUUCAUACUGACAGACAGGCAGCUACAGGUUUCUUCAGUUGAUCUUGUUUUAUUUUUUGUUGUCGUUUUGUUUCAAACACAAGAUCGUGAUCGAUCUGUUCAGUUGUGCUUCAUAUACUCCUUUUUAUUCAGGGAUUUGAUGCUUUGUAUAACUUGCUAUUUCUUUGUAAUGUCUACAUGCAGGGGAUUUUUGUCAAACGCAGCAGUGUUCCCUGAAAAUAUCAUGACAGGCUAGCUGUUUAAUGGCAUUCAUGUUACAAACCCAACAGUUCCUCGCUUGCUGUUCCCUCUUGUUCAUAGGCCACCAGCAACGCAGUAUUAACAAUCACUGUUCACCGAACACGCGCUCACACCGAGAAAUUAAGUCUUAUGUGAAUAUGGUAGAGAGAACUGCAAUAAUGUAAUUUUGUUUAUUGGUUAGGAAAUCAAACUACCCAUAAUCCUCGCUCAGAUGGCUUUGGUGUGCUUGUGAAUUCAACAGCCAGGCAUUUAGGUGCAUAAAUAAGGAAGUGAAUUCAAAGCACCCCUAUAAAAUGAUGUAGCAGAUUUUUCCUGUUCAUAAUGUGUUUGUCUCGGUGAGAAUGAGAUUUUUGAAGAGCUUGGGUCUUUUAUGAUAUUUUGUACAAUGGUAAAGACGAAAACACACGUUACACCCUGCAUGUGUAUUUUAAAAUAAGAGAUGCCCUUUCACCAAAAACAAUCACUGCACCUUUAGCCAUGGAUCCCUUUUAGCGAAACUGGCUGUGUUUAAGACAAAAGUGUAAAAACUUCUUGCUUUUACCCUCUGCCUUUUUGAGACUGUGUAUGUUCAUACUGUGGAAAUAAUUAUUAGCCUAUAAUAAAUUUUCCUAAUUUAUAUUUGCAGUUUUAUCCAAAUAACUUUGUACUGUACGUGAUCUGUUCUUUGUCAACACGGCAGGCAUUUGCCGUGUUUUAAAUAAAGUUUGGUGUGAUUUUUUUUUUUUUU
This is a messenger RNA of Carassius auratus (goldfish), 3933 nucleotides long. Its product is annotated as T-lymphoma invasion and metastasis-inducing protein 1-like. The transcript has 18 exons. The record is from RefSeq and is a predicted model, not a curated record. NCBI's taxonomy places the organism in Eukaryota, Metazoa, Chordata, Actinopteri, Cypriniformes, Cyprinidae. Gene Ontology annotation, biological process: activation of GTPase activity; small GTPase-mediated signal transduction. The coding region runs from base 164 to 2680 and encodes 838 amino acids. Gene Ontology annotation, cellular component: cytosol; plasma membrane. Gene Ontology annotation, molecular function: guanyl-nucleotide exchange factor activity; protein binding.